AUGGACCUCUCGAAGACAGACGAGCUUCGCAGACGCCUACAGUGGACUCGUGAUGCAGGAAAGUCGAGGCUGACCAGGUCGCUCAUCAGCGCAGAGCGAAGCCUGUACACGAGCACGCAGCCAACCGGCCGUGGAUACUGCGAGUUCUAUAUGGUACAUAGCGUCCUCAUCAAGGUCGAUGCAGCAGGUGGAAGCGGCGAUGUCGCUCGCUUCAUCCGUCAGGCGUGGAGAUCUCUGUACACUCGCAUCCCCACGCUCUCUGUACUUGCGGAGCUCUCGGACGAAGGUGUCCCUGUAUUCGUCUACCAGAAGGACUUUGAACAGUCUCAAGAGGAGCAGUGGGCCAACGCUACGUUCAAGGUACAUACAGCCGAAGUGCAGAGCAUCUCGCCGGAAUGCCUCUUGCAAGAAGCCACGGCGCAAGUCUGCCAGUCAGCCUGCCCAUUCAAUGAUCAAGGUCACGCUUUCCUCGAUGCGACCAUACUAGAGAGCGACGUUACAAAAGAUCCAACCUCGACAGUCACUGUCGCUCUGACGCUUCGUACGUCUCACCUCUGCUUCGACGGAACGGGCGUGUGGCAUGUGAUGCAUGCGCUACUGGGAGCUAUGGCGUCCGGUGCAGCAAGCAGGCGGAGCAAAGAAACACCGGAGCCAUCCUUCCUGACUUAUCUCAACUCUGAUAUCAUCGAAGCAGAUCACUCUGAGUUGGCGCAGCAGCAGAUCGAAGCAAUGAACUUUCCUAAUGGACACCUCUUUGGCCCCGCCUCGAUGGAGGAUGCGGAGAUGAGUCCUUCCAUGGGCAUGUCAAAGCAGCGACUGUCAACGGAAGCAACUGCCAGCGCUUUGCUACGGUGUAGGCAGCUCGGCGUGACCGUCUCCCAACUCCUGCAAGCUUGCUUCCUUGUUGCCAUGCUGGAGGUAUAUCCAGCAGUGGAGACUAGCCAGAUCUACUACGACUUUCCCAUCAACCUUCGCGAUCUCAUUCCGCUACCAAAAUCCUUCUAUGGCAAUGCCAUUGAUGUAACCUUCAACGUCCUGCCCUGCAAGCCGCUCACCGACAAUGUUCGCAAAGGCAGGCUUUCCACGUCAGAGGAUGCCAUCGCAGUCCAUCGCUUGGCGCAAGCGCUCACUUCCAUUGUGAUAGCACACAGAGGCAACGCCGUGGUAGAGACAUUCUCCUUGAUGACAGCAUUCGAGGCGCUCAUGAAGCAAGCAACUACAUCCCAGGAGGAUAAGGCGCCAUCUAGUGUGCGUGCACCCCCCAUAGUCUGUACUGCUGAUGGCCUCUUAGACCGCCACAUCGCAACAUUGUAUCGCGGUGACAGCCUCGACGUCCAAGUGUUAGACGCGGACGUGAUGCUGCGACGCACUCUUUCCCUGAUCAGCGGACGUACCUAUUCAUUCGACGGUCGUCUGACGUUUCUUCUGACAUUCACGCCGGGCAUAUGGCCUCAAACGAAGGUGGACAAGAUCCUGGCUACCUCAAUUCGGAAUCUCGAUUUCAUCCUGGCCUCGGACAUAGGUGACGUGGUCCAAACAAGCUAG
Molecule: messenger RNA, 1545 nt
Organism: Microstroma glucosiphilum
Lineage: Eukaryota; Fungi; Basidiomycota; Exobasidiomycetes; Microstromatales; Microstromataceae
Exons: 3
Coding region: 1-1545 (514 amino acids)
Source: RefSeq, a predicted model, not a curated record